AUGUCGUACGCUGUGGAAUCAAAGAAACGAAAAUUCCACCGGGUCUUGGAAUCUAUUUCCAAACCUCUCGCUCCUGAAAAUGCACCCAAACCCUCGGCGUCAGCGUCAACAUCCACAGCCGCAGGCGCGCCGGACCGUCCGCCAGCCAGUCUCUCGAUCAAAAAGGUCCGUCUGACCGACAACGAUAGUUCCGAUCCAAUCUCUGUGCGAAAUUCCAUAUUAAAGCCUUCCCGUCCCAUAUCUCGAACAUCCUCAUCUUCCUUGACGAAGCGCCCGACCUUUGUUCCUUGGGACCGCGACACCUUCCUCGAGCGACUGGAAACUUUCCGUCGGGUGGACCGAUGGACUUAUAAGCCUACACCGAUCAAUGAAGUGCAAUGGGCUAAGCGUGGCUGGAUUUGUACCGAUUCUAUGCGAGUGAGCUGUGUCAGUGGCUGCGGCGGCUCAGUAGUUGUGAAACUGCCCGAUGAGAUUGACGAGCUGGAUGGAUACGACGCAGACAAAGUCCAGGAGCGCAAAGAAGUUCGUGCGACGCUCGUCGACGAGUAUGCAAAGCGGCUAAGUGAAGCCCAUGGUGAGAACUGCCCAUGGCGCAAUAAAGGUUGUGAUGCUACUAUUCAGCAUCUGCAAUUAGCAAAUACAGACACGGCUAUUGCUAAGCUCCAUGAUCGUUAUGUGAACAUUGUAAAUUUGGGUGAUAAAUUACCAGCCGAAAGCGCUAUUGAAACCCCCGAAGGAUUCGAAAUGGCUGCCCUCAUCAAAAUCUUACCUACGGAGUGGUUCAAGGACUCUGACAAGGCCCCAGAGGCAACUAGCUCCGAAGCAGAACCCAAUGAAGAGGCCGGAACCCCUACACCACAACCCGCAGCAGAGCCAUCGAAGCUCGUGAAUCAAACAGCACUUGCAAUGGCUUUCUUUGGGUGGGAUUCUGUCGCCGAUGGAGCUGCAGGCCUAGUUGGAUGCAAAGCCUGCUUUCGCCGACUGGGUCUAUGGAUGUAUAAGCCCAAGGCAAACGGAGAUGUCACAGUUUAUACAUCUUUGGAUGUUGUUUCAGAGCACAUGGAUUACUGUCCAUGGAUUGAUCCAGUGACACAGAGUGGGACAGGCAAACCGAAUGAAAAGACGGAUGGUUUGCGCAGUGGAUGGCAGGUCGUGGCCGAGGCAUGCAAGGUGAAGCACCGCCGACAACUCCGAUCUGUCGCAUCUACGGGUAUGAUGAAUAGUAGACCCAGCACGCCCCUGGAGGAGUCGAUUCCUAAUGAGGGAAAUGGCGAAAGCCGGAAGUCCACAGACCGCGAGUGGUGGGCCAAGAUCCGACGCAUACGACAAUCCUUAUCGUCCAAAUCUCCAGGCCGGAAAUCUGUUCUGCCCAAAUAA
Molecule: messenger RNA, 1377 nt
Organism: Penicillium verhagenii
Lineage: Eukaryota; Fungi; Ascomycota; Eurotiomycetes; Eurotiales; Aspergillaceae
Exons: 3
Coding region: 1-1377 (458 amino acids)
Cellular component (GO): nucleus
Molecular function (GO): zinc ion binding
Source: RefSeq, a predicted model, not a curated record